CCAAGUUUCAUGAUCAUUCAGCAAAAAGGGCAUGGGAUGCGUUGUCUGUUUUAUAAAAACAUAGAAAAAUUCCAUUCGAUAUAGCUAGAGCUUGACUGAUGGCAAAUGGCGUGUCUUGGAUUGCGGUGACCUUGAUAUCCAUGGGAACAUUUCUCGCGCUACAAACCGUGGAAGCCAACCCAAGUUUGGACGACAAAGUGCCCGAUUUUGCGCUCAAAUAUGCACCUUUGAUAUGGUUGCAUUCCGAAGACCCGUUCAGGCCGAGCGAUGUUCUCCAGCACAUACGGCAUACGACUCCAGCUCUGGACUUCGAGCCACUUUUCGGCCUACCGGAACUAGGACUGGAUAAUCUUGAGAUUCUUAACCAAUUCGGUCAUGAGGUGUCGCUCACUUCAGCUGACGAUGUCACGCUUAUGCCGGAGUGGAUCAUGGGCGAAGUGCCUGAUGCCGACGGGAAGUUACACCGGUCAACUGCUUGCUGCGUAAUUCUGGUUGAGAAAGGCCCUCGGGACGUCGACGUGUUUUAUUUCUACUUUUAUUCAUACGACCGCGGCAGCAACAUCACGCAGGUUCUCGAGCCUAUCGAUUCGCUCUUCGACUUGACCGACGAGGAGAAGAAGAUGCAUUUCGGGGACCAUGUUGGCGAUUGGGAGAACAAUAUGAUCCGCUUUAGGGAUGGCAUGCCUGUGGGCAUCUACUACAGUCAGCAUACCAGCGGAAAGGUCUACGACUGGGAGAGCAAGGAGGUCGAGAAGGUCGACAAUAGGCCUGUAGUCUAUAGCGCUUUGGGUUCGCAUGCUAAUUACGCAAGAACGGGAAAACACGUGCAUGAUAGCGUACUAAUAGAUUACUGCGACGCUGGUCCGCGCUGGGAUCCUGUGCAGUCUGCCUACUUUUUCCACCUUGACCCCGACAGCUUCAAGCUGACCAGACGAUUUCUACCAAGCGAAACAGACACAGAUUCGAAUUUCACGUCAUUCUUACACUAUAAUGGACGGUGGGGCGACAAGCAAUACCCAGACAGUGACCCUCGACAAAUGACAGUUCCCUAUUUCAAGAUAAAGCGAUUCCAGACUGGGCCUACAGGUCCACUUUCUAAGCAGCUCGUCCGGAAAGGACUCUCUCCCGACCAUCCUCACAUAGAGAGUUGGAUGGAAUGGGCAGUGCGUAUCUACAUGUCCUGGUACCCGUGCUGUCUGAGAGGCUGGAGAGUCUGGGUGUCCGGAGCUCUUUUGCUCGGAUUCUUGUUAACCGUGACAUUUGGGGUCGUGUGCGCGGUGAGAAGGCAUAAAGGACAAGGGUAUAAGAAAUUGGAGAGCGACGUUGCGUUACAAGACAUGUUGAGACGUGGGUCUUUUGACUCCAUUGAAACGGCUUGAGAGUUCUGGAGGGUAUGUUGGCCAAGGUGGAACAAGAUAGGCAGCAUGAUAUACCAAUCAUUAGACUGUAGAUAUUAAAUUGCAUCGGAAAUUGUGCAGUAG
Molecule: messenger RNA, 1481 nt
Organism: Verruconis gallopava
Lineage: Eukaryota; Fungi; Ascomycota; Dothideomycetes; Venturiales; Sympoventuriaceae
Exons: 4
Coding region: 99-1379 (426 amino acids)
Source: RefSeq, a predicted model, not a curated record